UAGAGGCUGGAGCUCCGCAUCCAUUCCGCGGGGGACGGCGGCCGGGAGCCGGGAGCCGGAACCGGAGGAGCUGCCGCUGCCGCCGCGGCGCGGAGCCUUCCCCGGGCGGGCCCGGCAGUGCGCCCCGCGGAGCGGGCAUGAGCGGCGGUGCGCGGCGGGCCGAGAGCGGCGCGGGGCGGCGGCCGCGCGGCGCCCCCCGUGCAUGGCCCUAGCGGCCCGGCCGCCCCGCACAGCUUCGCCCCGGCCGCGCGGGCUAUGAAGGGGCGGAAGCGGCGGAAGAGUCCGUGAGCGGCGCGGCUGCAGCGGGGUCCCCGCGCCAUGCGGGGCCGGGGCCGGGGGCGGAGGCGGGCCGGGCCCCGGGGCCCGCGGGCAGCCGCCGCCGGGCGCUGAGCAGCACUUGUUGCCGCCGCCGCCGCCGCCAGCAUGAAAGUGCUGCGCAGGAAGGCGCUGGGGCUGUGCGUGGGCUACGCGCUGCUGCUGCUGCUCACCAUGCUCAACCUGCUGGACUACAAGUGGCACCGCGAGCCGCCGCCGCGUUGCCCCGAGCCGCCGCCGCCCGCCGCCCGCCGCGCCCCCUCGCGCCCGCAGCUGCAGCCGCCGCCGCAGCCCCCGGAGCCCCCGGCGGCGCCCGGCCCGCGCCAGCUGGUCUACGUCUUCACCACGUGGCGCUCGGGCUCGUCCUUCUUCGGGGAGCUGUUCAACCAGAACCCCGACGUCUUCUUCCUCUACGAGCCCGUGUGGCACGUGUGGCAGAAGCUGUACCCGGGCGACGCCGUGUCCCUGCAGGGCGCCGCGCGGGACAUGCUGGGUGCUCUCUACCGCUGCGACCUGUCUGUCUUCCAGCUGUACAGCACAGCGGGCGCGGGCAGGAACCUCACCACACUGGGCAUCUUCGGCGCGGCCACCAACAAGGUGAUCUGCUCCGCCCCGCUGUGCCCGGCCUACCGCAAGGACGUAGUGGGCCUGGUGGACGACAAGGUGUGCAAAAAGUGCCCGCCGCAGCGCCUGGGCCUGCUGCAGGAGCAGUGCCGCCAGUACCGCACGCUGGUCAUCAAGGGCGUGCGCGUCUUCGACCUGGCCGUGCUGGCGCCCCUGCUGCGCGACCCUAUGCUGCGCCUCAAAGUCAUCCACCUGGUGCGGGACCCCCGCGCUGUGGCCAGCUCCCGCAUCAAGUCCCGUCACGGCCUGAUCCGCGAGAGCCUGCAGGUGGUGCGGAGCCGUGACCCCCGCAUCCACCGCAUGCCCUUCCUGGAUGCCAGCCACAAGCUGGGUGGCAAGAAGGAGGGUGGCGGUGGUGGCGGCGGCUCAGACUACCACGCGCUGGGGGCCAUGGAGGUGAUCUGCAGCAGCAUGGCCAGGACCCUGCAGACUGCCCUGCACCCACCAGACUGGCUGCAGGGCAACUACCUGGCUGUGCGCUAUGAGGACCUGGUGGUGGAUCCCAUCAAGACCCUGCGUCAGGUGUACAGCUUCGUCAACCUGGUGGUGAGCCCUGAGAUGGAGAAAUUUGCCCUCAAUAUGACCAGCGGGCCAGGCUACUCCUCCAAGCCCUUUGUGGUGUCUGCCCGCAACGCCACCCAGGCACUGAGUGCCUGGAGGACAGCACUGAGCUACCAGCAGAUAAAGCAGAUUGAGGAGUACUGCCACCAGCCGAUGGCUGUGCUGGGCUAUGAGAGGGUCAGCAGCCCCGAGGAGGUGAAGGACCUCAGCAAAACAUUGCUCAGGAAACCGAGGCUGUGAGUGGGGCGCAGAGAGGUUGCGAUUAUCCACCCCAAAGGGUUGCAGAUCUGCUGACCCUGAGUGCUGAGCCCAUUGCAGGAACCAGCUGUGCUUGCUGGAGAGGGGGAGCAAGAGAGGGCAGCUUGGUUCUUCUGCAAGCUGGGGUAUGGCUGUUCCCCCAAAGACUGUGAGAGGGUAAUGCACGUUAACAUUUUUGCGUUGCCGGGUUAUAGACAAUUAAAAAAAGUGGAACUUAAUAGUAUUUGUAAAAACUCCUUUCCCUGCUCUUGAAAUGCCGGGAGGAUUCGGUACCAAAAUCUUGUUUACAAACAGACAAUGGUAAUGACAGACUUACCCAAUUCCUGAGACACCUGUGUUGGGGACAGGAUGAUUUUGAAAGCAUAAUACCGAGAAUUGGACUUUUGUAUAAAAUAAAUGUUCCAGGGUGAUAUGAAUAAAGAAAAUAAUAAAUGAUUUUUAUAAUUACCUCGAUUGUUUGGGAAUCACGCCCAUUGCACACGUGUACUUAGAAAGGUAUUUGUUUAAUAUACACAUUUGAUAGCAACAUAGACAUUUUAAGGGUCCCUGUUGGGGCAAGUGGGAAGAUCAACAGGAGAUCAACAGCUUGGCAGUUUAUCUCCUCCUGUUCAAAGGUUAGAAGCUGCUUUUUCUGGUGAACAAAUAUGAAUCCCACAAAUAGUGCAGAUUUCAUGCCCAUAUGCACAUAUCUCAAAUCAUUCUCUGCUUAAAUAGCAAACAUGUUUAAGUUGUACUGUACUGAAAAAAAAUGGCAGGGGCUGGGGCGGAGGAAGAAAGCAAGCAAAGUUCCACUCUAUCUCUAUAAAAAGUAUAAUGGCAAAUGCUUUAAAAUAAUAUUUAUUUUUUGUCUUGAAGUGUGUUCAGGAUUCUCUGUUAGAGAGAGUAUGUGUAUUUACAAAAAAGCAAUCCCCCCAACAAAACAGAAUUUAAAUGGAUGAUUAUAAUACUGAAAAGGUUAGCUUGUAUACAGAUGGGCUACGCAUUUGUGUGUGUGCGUGCGCGCACACACACACACACACACACACACACACACACACACAGUUGUGCAAACAAUUGCUAUAGGCAGAUAAAAUACUUAAGUAUAUUUUUGGCAUGUUCAUUGCCAGCUGAUAUAAGCAAGGGAGCAGAAAAAUAAACUGGAGAUUCCAUAUAAAUAGUGUAAAACUUCAUUUUCCCCCGAUGUUUUAAUGUAUGGAUGUGUGUUUGUUUGCCUAUACAGAAGGUAGGAACAUACAUUUUUUGGUUUGCAGGGUCCAUUCCACAGUUUUUACUGAGCAAAACUACCAUUUGACAAUAAAAUGAAAAUGUUGGUCAGAUACUAGUUUGCUGUAAAUUGUUGUAGCUCCAGCAUGGAGCCAGAUGAUGAUUUUGGCUCUCAGUCCCUGUGGGUUUUGUCUGGACCAUCAGGAACGUUAUUAAACUUGGUAGAAGUAGAAGUUACUUCUCUCAAUUCUGUUUGCUAAAAAAUGUUCACAUUCACAAAGGGAAAAUGGUGCGCCGCAUAUGAAAACUACAGCCACCUGCAAAUACUUGUUAAGCCUGUUGUUAAUAUUCUCCAAUGCUGUUCAAAGGGAACAUGGUGAACUUUGCAAUAUCGAAUUAAAAAAAAAUUCCAAAUAGUGUUAGGUUAUGAGACCACCAUUUUUUCCCUGUGAGAAGCACAUUUUAUAUUACCUACCUGAAUGUUGUGCCUUCAGAAAAUACAAAGAAUUUAUAGGAAAAAGAAGACUUGGACUGUAGAAAAUAUAUAAGGAUAUUGAUAAGUGUGUGUGCAUACAGGCGUGUGUGUCUACUUAUGUAUGUGUGAAAAUUGUGGCUUAUGUAUAAUGUUGUCUAUUUUUUGUAUUAAUAUGAAACUUUUAAGUUAAAGAUGAUACAUCAGACUACUAAGACAUUUACAUUUUUGAUAAAACAUUAGCAAUUAAAUGUUCUCAAAAGGAAAUGUAGAUGUUUAAUAAACCCGUUGAAAAGCUUGUUGUACAAGGUUGCAUGUACACUUGCUGAAUAAUUUUA
Alligator mississippiensis (American alligator) is the source of this 3771-nucleotide messenger RNA. It is a transcript of the gene CHST2, whose product is annotated as carbohydrate sulfotransferase 2. Gene Ontology annotation, biological process: N-acetylglucosamine metabolic process; sulfur compound metabolic process; carbohydrate metabolic process. The record is from RefSeq and is a predicted model, not a curated record. The coding region runs from base 424 to 1740 and encodes 438 amino acids. Gene Ontology annotation, molecular function: N-acetylglucosamine 6-O-sulfotransferase activity. Gene Ontology annotation, cellular component: Golgi membrane. NCBI's taxonomy places the organism in Eukaryota, Metazoa, Chordata, Crocodylia, Alligatoridae. The transcript has a single exon.